This is a messenger RNA of Hippoglossus stenolepis (Pacific halibut), 7465 nucleotides long. It is a transcript of the gene nrxn2b, whose product is annotated as neurexin 2b. Lineage: Eukaryota; Metazoa; Chordata; Actinopteri; Pleuronectiformes; Pleuronectidae. The coding region runs from base 318 to 5366 and encodes 1682 amino acids. The record is from RefSeq and is a predicted model, not a curated record. The transcript is spliced from 22 exons.
CCUGCUAUUGCUCAUUCCUUUCCUCCAAGUCCCAGAGGCACCAACUGAUGGAGAGACUAAGGAGAGAGUCAGGAUAAGGACAAGCAUUUUUUCAACAUCAGAGAGAAGGAGAAAUAACUGCUGAUUCAUCAGAAACAUUUUAGAAGGGCCCCUGAGAGGAUUACUUUCCCCACUGAGCUUUACAUCCCAGUUGUUCAGUGUGAUAUAAUAAUUGCUGUUUACAUUUCAAAUCUGUUAGCUACACUGAACUUAGUCUCCGUGGUUCAGUAGAACUGUAGGGCAUUAAGUACAGAAGGGGAAACUUGGGAACUUUGAGUAUGACAAGGGGGCUAAGAUUCCUGUGUUGGCCCCUGUGGCCUCUGGCCCUCCUCAGCCUACUCAGUACAGUGACGAUGCUGGAAUUUGGUGGGGCGCCUGGUCAAUGGGCACGCUAUGGACGCUGGGAAGCCGGAUCAGUGGGCGAGCUGAGCUUCAGCCUCAAGACCAACAUUAGCAAAGCCUUGGUACUCUACCUGGACGAUGGCGGCAACUGUGACUUCUUGGAGCUGCUGAUUGCUGGCGGGCGCCUCCAGCUGCGCUUUGCCAUCCACUGCGCCGAGCCGGCCACUUUGCACAUGGAGACAGGAGUGAAUGAUGACCGCUGGCACAUGGUCUUGCUCACCCGCAACUUUCGCGAGACCCUCCUGAUGGUCGACGGUGAAACAAAAGUGGCUGAGGUCAAGUCCAAGAGGAAGGAGAUGGCGGUGGUCAGUGACCUGUUUGUAGGCGGCAUCCCUCCCGAUGUGCGCCUCUCUGCGUUGACGUCCAGUACAGUAAAGUACGAGCCACCCUUCCAGGGCUUGAUCUCCAAUCUGAAGGUCGGGGAGAUGCCUCCUACUUUGUUAAAUAGCCAGGGCAUUCAGAGCGACCUGGAGUACCUCUGCACCAAACAGAACCCGUGCUUCAAUGGAGGGUUUUGCUCUAUUCAGUAUGGAGAAGUUCACUGUGACUGCACCCACACCCGCUUCAAGGGGAAGUACUGCAAGGAAGCUGAAGAGUAUGCUGUUGAAGGUCUGGCGCACCUGACGUUAAACGACCAAGGUGACUCAUCUCAAGCCGGUAAGGAAGAGUCGGUGGCCACCUUCAAGGGCAACGAGUUCUUCUGCUACGACCUGUCGAUGACGCCCAUCCAGAGCAGCACCGACGAGAUCACGCUGUCCUUCCGCACGCUGCAACGCAACGGCCUCAUGCUGCACACCGGGAAGUCGGCCGACUACGUGAACCUCUCCUUGAAGAGCGGAGCCGUGUGGCUGGUCAUCAACCUGGGCUCGGGGGCCUUUGAGGCCCUGGUGGAGCCCGUCAACGGCAAGUUCAACGACAAUGCCUGGCAUGACGUGCGCGUCACCCGCAACCUGCGCCAGCACGCAGGCAUUGGACACGCUAUGGUGACCAUCUCAGUGGAUGGUAUAUUGACCACCACUGGUUACACCCAGGAGGAUUACACCAUGUUGGGCUCUGACGACUUCUUCUACAUCGGAGGGAGCCCCAACACCGCUGACCUGCCUGGAUCGCCAGUCAGCAACAACUUCAUGGGCUGUCUUAAAGAUGUGGUGUACAAAAACAACGAUUUUAAGCUGGAGCUUUCACGGCUAGCCAUCGAGCGCGACCCUAAGAUCACCCUGAACGGUGACCUGGUGUUCCGCUGCGAGGACGUGGCAGCCCUAGACCCCGUCACCUUCGAGACCCCCGAGUCCUUCAUCUCCUUGCCCAAGUGGAACACCAAGAAGACGGGCUCCAUCUCCUUUGACUUCCGCACGACGGAGCCCAGCGGCCUCCUGCUCUUCAGCCACGGCCGUCCUCCGAGUCCCAAGGAGCAGAAGCCCGGUCGGGAGCUGAAGACAGAUUACUUUGCCAUGGAGCUGCUGGACGGGUAUAUGUACCUGCUGAUCGAUAUGGGCUCCGGAAAAACAAAGCUGAAGGCCAGCAACAAGAAGGUCAAUGAUGGUGAAUGGUGCCAUGUGGAUUUCCAGAGGGAAGGAAGGAAAGGAUCUAUCUCAGUAAACAGCCGCAGCAUGCCCUUCAGCUCCCCAGAGGGCAGUGAAAUCCUGGACCUGGACAGUGAUAUGUUCCUGGGCGGGCUGCCGGAGUCUAAGUCAGACCUCAUCCUGCCGCCAGAGGUUUGGACAGCGCUGCUGAACUACGGCUACGUGGGCUGCGUCCGCGAUCUCUUUAUCGACGGCAAGAGCCGCGACGUCCGCCGCCUGGCUGAGAUCCAGAGUGCGCUGGGUGUGAGCAGUUUCUGCACGCGGGAGCUUCAGAAGCGCUGCAGCAGUACUCCGUGUGGCAAUGGAGGUCUGUGCAAAGAGGGCUGGAACCGCUACAUAUGUGAUUGUACCAGCACCGGAUACCUGGGCACCAACUGUGAGAUAGAGGCGACGGUGCUGAGUUACGAUGGCAGUAUGUACCUGAAGAUCAUCAUGCCGGUCACCAUGCACACGGAGGCCGAGGAUGUGGUGCUGCGCUUCAUGUCUCAGCGGGCCUACGGCCUGCUUAUGGCCUCCACCUCCAAGGAGUCGGCAGACACCCUGCGCCUGGAGCUGGACGGAGGCCGAGUCAAGCUCACCGUGAACCUCGAUUGUAUCAGGAUAGACUGUAGCCUCAGCAAAGGACCGGAGAUACUGUUUGCGGGGCAGAAGCUGAACGACAACGAGUGGCACGCGGUGAAGGUGGUGCGAAGAGGCAAGAUCCUGCAGCUGUCUGUGGAUAAUGUCACAGUGGAAGGCCAGAUGACUGGUGCCCACACACGUCUCGAGUUCCACAACCUCGAGACGGGCAUCAUGACUGAGCGUCGCUUCAUAUCUGUGGUGCCCUCAAACUUCAUUGGCCAUCUCCAGGGCCUGACCUUCAAUGGGCUGCCAUAUCUAGACCAGUGUAAAAACGGCGACAUCUCCUACUGCGAGCUGAACGCCCGCUUCGGCAUGCGCCACAUCAUUGCAGAUCCGGUGACGUUUCGAACGAAAGGCAGCUACUUAGCGUUAGCAACGUUACAAGCUUACGCCUCCAUGCACCUCUUCUUUCAGUUCAAAACCACCACGCCCGACGGCCUGAUGCUUUUCAACUCUGGAGACGGGAGCGACUUCAUCGUUGUGGAGCUGGUGAAAGGGUAUGUCCACUACGUCUUUGACCUUGGCAACGGGCCGUCGCUGAUGAAGGGCAACUCAGACAAGCCGCUCAAUGACAACCAGUGGCACAACGUGGUGGUCUCCCGGGACGCCAACAACGUGCAUACGCUAAAGAUCGACUCACGCACCGUUACUCAGCACUCCAAUGGAGCCCGGAACCUGGACCUCAAAGGGGAGCUGUACAUCGGUGGCGUGACAAAGAACAUGUACAGCAAUCUGCCCAAGCUCAUUGCGUCCCGGGAUGGGUACCAAGGUUGUCUGGCCUCCGUGGACCUGAAUGGGAGACUCCCCGACCUGAUCGCAGAUGCCCUCCACAGGGUGGGUCAGGUGGAACGAGGCUGCGAUGGACCCAGUACCACCUGUACGGAGGAGUCUUGCUACCAUCAGGGGGUGUGUCUCCAGCAGUGGGAGGGCUUCACCUGCGACUGCACGAUGACGUCCUAUGGUGGCUCAUUCUGCAAUGACCCUGGGACAACUUACAUCUUCGGGCGAGGCGGAGCCCUCAUCACAUAUACCUGGCCACCCAAUGACCGGCCGAGCACACGGGCAGACCGGCUGGCAGUGGGCUUCAGCACGCAGCUGAAGGAAGCCAUUCUGGUCAGGGUAGAGAGUGCCAAGGGACUGGGAGAUUACCUGGAGCUGCACAUAGAACGGGGAAAGAUCGGCGUGAUCUUCAACGUGGGAACGGACGACAUAAUCAUCGAGGAGAGCGCGGUGAUGGUGAGCGACGGCAAAUACCAUGUGGUGCGUUUCACACGCAGUGGUGGCAAUGCCACACUACAGGUGGACAGCCAGCCCGUCAUCGAACGUUUCCCCUCAGGGAACUUUGAUAAUGAGCGCCUGGCUAUUGCUAGACAAAGAAUCCCAUACCGACUCGGUCGGGUAGUUGAUGAGUGGCUACUCGACAAAGGUCGCCAGUUGACCAUCUUCAACAGCCAGGCGUUCAUCAAAAUUGGUGGCGGUGGAGAGACGGGGCGCCACUUCCAGGGCCAGAUCUCAGGUCUGUACUACAAUGGCCUGCAGGUGCUCAAACUGGCAGCAGAGAGCGACCCCAAUGUCCAGACCCAGGGUAACCUGCGGCUGGUGGGUGACGUGCCCUCAGUGCUCACCACUGACACCACCUCCACCACCCCACUGGCUGACAUGUCCACUACAAUCAUGGAAACAACCACAACCAUGGCUACAACCACAACCCGCAAACAGCGCUCGCCCACCAUGAGGGACAGUGUGACACAGAAUGCGGAUGACAUUUUGGUAGCAUCAGCUGAGUGUCCUAGCGAUGACGAAGAUUUGGAGGAGUGUGAGCCUGGAAAUGGAGGUGAAUUAGUGUUGCCAAUAAUAACGGUGGACUCCCUAGACCCCCCAUCCAUCGCCACCCACUACCCAGUAAUCCCCCCGCCCCCAACCACCUACCGCCCUUUCCUCACCCUGCUCGAAACCACCAAAGAGUCCCUCCCCUUGCCCAACGGCCGGCCCCCAUGCCCCCUGGACCAGGAGGACUGCGAGGAGACCAUCGAAGUGUCGGCAUACGGCUCGGGGGAGAUGACGGAGUCUGAUGACGAGGACUAUUACAAAAACUCGCCCCUGGUCACCGACAGGACUGUGCUCCCUCCUCCCCCGGCCGCCGAGGGUGGCGUCCAGAACCCCCGCGACCGCCAUUUCUCCCGCUCUCCCAACUCACACCGCCCACCUCUCUCCUCUACCCCCACGGCCAACCCCGACCAACUCAGCCCGCGCAUCAAGCCGGCUGCUGGCGGCAGCAGUAGUAGCAACAACAUCCCUGCUGGGAAAAUGAACACCCGGGACCAAGUGCUGCUGCCGCCAGCCCACCCCUCUUCAGACCCGGGCCACCGUAGAGUCCCUGGAAUAACCUACCCCCCAAAUUUCCCUCAUGUUCCCACUCCAGAUCCCACGUCUCCUGAGAGAGGGCUCCCAGGCGCUGUGGAGGUGCAGCAGUCCAGCAGCACCACAGGAAUGGUGGUAGGCAUCGUGGCAGCCGCUGCACUCUGUAUCCUCAUCCUGCUCUACGCCAUGUACAAGUACCGCAACCGCGACGAGGGCUCCUACCAGGUGGACCAGAGCCGCAACUACAUCAGUAACUCAGCCACGCAGAGCAACGGCGCCCUGGUGAAGGAGAAACAGCCCAGCACUGCCAAGACGGUCACCAAGAACAAGAAAAACAAAGACAAAGAGUACUACGUCUGAGGGAGCGCCACCCUGACACACAGAGACAGACAGCAGACGCACUUAGAGAAGGAAAGAGACAACAGAGAGAAAGAGAGAGAGAAGGAGGGAGACAGGCGGUAUAAAGGAAAGAGAGAACAUAACAGAGGGUAAUUCAUUAUAAACUCAGUAUUGUCAGGUGACCCUUCAUGGUUCCAAUUCCAGUCUAUUCAGAGGGAGCAAAAAAAGCCAAGGUGACAUCGUGGUUGUGUUCAGUACUUUCUGAUUCUCUAGACUUCUUAUGAACUGUUGACCGUGGUAUGUUUUAGGGAAGGCUGUCGCACCUCAGAUCUCAAUACUGUGCCAACACCCUUGUACCAAAUGCUGAUAAAACAGUGAUUUAUGGAUAAGUAUAUGACAGGUUAUUUAAUAUCUUGAGUACUGUAGGAAAGCACCACCAUCAGUAUUUGGGUCUGUACUUCAUUCUGAGGUGAGCUUGUGGUGAAAGCCGUCACCUGAGACAGUAUCAACUUAAUAUUUUCCAACUAGGCUUGAGUUAGCAACAUGAAAUCCCUCUGUAAAAUCAAAAUACUGCCAAAUCCAGCUCCCACCACCAGAUGUCUCUCUCUCUUCCUCUCAUUUGCCUGUGCACUCUGUUUCUCUCCUUGUCUACGGCGUUAAUGCAGCUGAUGCAACGUAAACUCUGCCGUGUUUCAAGCAUGUAGUAUUCAUUUACGAAAAAGAGAUAAAAACUGUUUUUCUUUCUGUGGAGUUUAAAAAAACAAAAAAUAUGACAAUGAUUGAUGAUCAUAACAAUGUUAAACGUAGCAACUAUGUGAGAUACCACCGCUCCAACCUAACGGAUGCUAACUUGUACGUUUAGCCGCCAAAAACUUGUUGAGGCCAAAACCCCUUGGUCGUCCUUUCCAGCAGAUCUGUGUCAUAUGUUUCUGGGGCUCCGAGGUGCCCCCUAGUGGGCCAGCAGAGAAACUGUCACGUCCUUGCAGUUACUAAUCACCGGAAAACAGAAAAAACCUCCAGCAAACAAGAUGAACUAUGUUCUAUAAAAUUAUAAAUAUAUGUAUAGACGUUGCAGAAACCUAUGGACCUAAAUUGUGAGCGAGUGGAAAGGUGCGAGUUUGCUGAUAUUGCGCAGCGAAGAUGGACUUUAGGAUUUUUGACGUCAGAACAGUCUCACUACCCAAGUCCUCUGCCUCCCCCCGACCUCACCCUUUCAUGAACAGGAACAGGAACAGGAUGACUGAUGCAAUGCCUUGCUGCAAGACUCAGUCACUUUGGUUUGCACUGUUCUUUUUUUAUUUGGUUCUUUUCUCUGGAGAAAUGGAAGACAUUUUAGGGAAAUUCUGAGUUGAUUCUUGCUGGAGUUCCACUGUGGAGAGAGAAACCUUGCAGCUGAAAAAGCAACUGUCUUUUGCCCCUCUCUGGCCUGACUGGACUGAUGGCAGCCAAAAGGCAAAGCAAACUUUGUGGGAAGAGCACACAAAUGACAAGGGUGAACGGCAGUUCCCUGGAAGAUGUACAACAAGAACUCUAGUAUUCCAAUUUUCUCAACUCUAUUAAAAAAAGAAAACUGUACCAUGAAAUGAAAAGAAAAAUCCAGAAAAAAGUUUGUGAAAUGUCUAAAUAUUUGACUCUCAUUCCAUUACUAAGAGAAAUGUGUUUUCCCUCCUAUCAUUCCUGUUUGGAGAAAAAAAUGUCUAUGAUUCUGGGAAACCAAAAUGUCUAUGUACUUUUCUUUUGGUAAUUGAGCAAAUGAAACCACACGUUCUCCUUUAAAUUCAUCUGUCAUUCGCAAUCUAUUUUUUAUCCUCCAUCUUUGCCUUUUUCUCUGUAUGUCCUCAUUCCCUGUGGAGUAAGCAGGUUUAACCCAUCCUCCAUCGUUUGUUUAUUACCUUUUUCUGUCUAUAUGGCUGGAGACAAGAUGGCCACCAUUUCAUUUGACAGGCUCCAUCGAUUCACUGUCCUGCCACGUUUGUCUGGUUUCGCGCCUUCUCCAUUCCAACCGUACUCCUCCCAGUAUCUUCCUGUUCUUUCUAAAUGUUAUUGUAAAGUGUUCCAGUGAGAUGACUCUAAAUAUGUGUACAUUAACAGAGGGAAUACACUUGGUUAUAUACUUCUUA